UGCUACCGCUGAUUCUUCAAAAAUGGCAGAUACGGCAAAACAACAAGAAUUACUUGACAGUUUUGUCAGCGUGACCGGUGUAGAUAGAGGCAGAGCUCAGUUUUAUUUAGAAUCAGCGGCAUGGAACCUUGAGAUGGCAAUGGGAAGUUUCUACGAAGGGGACCCGGACGAUGAUGACGCCAAUCUUGCUGCUGUAGGUCAGAGCAUUCCAGAACCUGCCACAUUACCACCCAGCAAUGCUAAGACUUCUGCUCCAUCCGGCAGUAAAAGACCUACAAACUCAAAGUUUGCCACAAUAGGCUCCAUGAAUCCCAGUGACAGUGAUUCCAGUGAGGAAGAUGGCCAGGCGUUCUAUGCAGGUGGAUCAGAAACGAGCGGCCAGCAAGUUCUUGGCCCGAAGAAAAAGAAAAAUGUGGUGGAAAAUCUGUUCAAAUCUGCCAGAGAACAUGGUGCCGAGGAGGUGCCAGGAGAUGAGCCUGCCCAGGGUAGGAAGGGAAAGGGCUCAACUUUCAAGGGCUCCGGGUACCGACUAGGAGAUACAGAGGAGGAAAAGUCAGAACGCAUCGAGGGAGAGCCGGUCAUGUUCCAUAAAAAACAGGUUGACUGUGUGCUGAAGCUGUGGAAGGAUGGAUUCAGUGUUAAUGACGGGCCGCUACGGGACUUCAAGGAUCCAGCGAACCAGGACUUCCUCGGUGCAAUCUCUAAAGGUGAGGUCCCUCAAGAGCUGAUCCGCGAAGCCCGUGGUGGUGAAGUCAAUCUGAACAUGGAGGAUCAUCGCACGGAGAAUUAUGUCAAGCCCAAGGCAUCCCUUAAAGCAUUUGCAGGCGAGGGACACACACUUGGCAGCCCUGCUCCAACUGUGGUUACAAGCAGCCCUGCGUCAAAGGCGUCAAGCCCCCCUAAAUCCAGCCUCCGUCUAGAUGAGUCCAAGCCCACAACCACCAUACAGAUACGACUGGCAGAUGGAUCCAGGCUUGUCCAAAAAUUCAACCUGACUCACAGAAUCAGUGAUAUACGUGCACAUAUUACCUCAUCUUGUCCACAAUACCAAGGAGCCAAUUUCCUCCUCCAGACCACAUUUCCAAACAGAGAGCUAACAAAUGAGACGGAGUCAAUCGAAACGGCGAAACUUCAGAACGCAGUGGUUGUACAGAGAAUGAAGUGAUAGCGCGUCACAAACUUGAAGUGAUAGCAUUUCACAAACAUAGUUUGUAGCUAUCCAUAUCGUUAUUGUGAUCUGUAUAACUCCUGCUCGCUGAUGUCGAUAUUCACUCUAAGUGCUAGGUGAAGCUUCGGUAAAUGCUGAAGUGUUACUGGUGCAGUUUUAUGUACAAUUAUUGAUGUAGAUGUUAAAAGUUUUGGAUAUAAUUCAAUUAAUGAUAUUUGAUUUAAAGUAAAGAUGAUUUCUUUCUUGCAUACUGGACAUCGGUUUCUGAAACCCUGUCUUACACCAACCAUUAAGAUGACAACAAUGCGCCACUGUAUAUAUUAAAGAAUGCAAGACUUUUAAAUUAGGUUUAAAAAUAAUUAUUCAUCAAAAAGCGAUUUUUAGAGGAUAUUUUUUUAUGUCAGUAGCGAUAAAAAUUACUAGGCUUCAAGGUAUCAGUAAACAACUUUGCACAUGAUUUUUGGUGAAAUGCAUUUUUUACAUCAAUUACAUGUAUUCCUCAAAUUGAAAACUUAAGCAAGAAAAAUUUUGAUCAAACUUUUAUAAUAUGGAUGUAAAAAUCUGACCCUUGGGCAUUCGGACCGCAGACACAUGACAGAUACAUAUAUUUAUUUCAUCUUUUUAGUGAUACUUCAAAUUGUUGUUGCAUGCAUAAAUUGGUACCACAUGAUGAUGAGCCUUUGAAUAAAGAACUUGCAUAAACAGUUGUAUGACUUCAUGGUAAAGAUCACAUAGCUUGCUAAUCUGCUGAUUUCGCAUAUGAAACGGACAGGCUGUCAUUGAAAUUAGACUUGGUUGAACAAACCUGAAGUCUUCUACUAUUGGCAUCAAAUAUUUUCAAGAAGCCCUGUUUUUAUAAAAUUCAAAAGUUGACCAAAUUGGGGAAAGCAUUUAAGCAGUGCAAGGUUUGAGGGCUUGUGCCAAUACAACCACUGACACUUAUUCAGGUGACUCUUCUCGUUUUGCCCUGUAAUCUGUAUGUUGGAACUGUGAUAUAAUGUAUGUAAAGGGAAUACCAGUCAAUGUGAAUACAAGCUCGUAACUUUGAUGCAUGAUUGUCUAGUAAAAAUAAAGCAAAUAUUCAGUCA
Messenger RNA from Mya arenaria, 2256 nucleotides. Its product is annotated as NSFL1 cofactor p47-like. The transcript is spliced from 10 exons. Gene Ontology annotation, biological process: autophagosome assembly; Golgi organization; proteasome-mediated ubiquitin-dependent protein catabolic process. NCBI's taxonomy places the organism in Eukaryota, Metazoa, Mollusca, Bivalvia, Myida, Myidae. Gene Ontology annotation, molecular function: ubiquitin binding. Gene Ontology annotation, cellular component: nucleus; cytosol. Bases 23 to 1165 code for a protein of 380 amino acids. The record is from RefSeq and is a predicted model, not a curated record.